CAGAAAAAGGUCCAGUUGUUGAUCCAAUAAUACCGUGAUUGAUUUAAAAUGUUCAUUGAAUUUUUGUUGUUCAUAGUAACAGUAACUCUUAUGCUCUCUUCUUACAUUCGGUUAAGUAGAAAUGGCAGGUAUAUUAGUAAAAUUCCAGGGCCAAUUCCGUUGCCGGUAAUAGGCAACCUGUAUAUUGCAUUCACGGCAACAAAGAUGACAGAUUUAUGGACUCUGGUAAGAAAUUGGGAUGUAAAAUAUUAUCCUAUUUACAAACUCUGGACCACUCAUUGGGGCGCUGUAUUUAUUACUCAUCCUGAUGAUAUUGAGAAAACAUUUUCAAACAUGCGCCACAUAAAAAAAAGUAUUAUUUACUCUCUCCUUCAUAAGUGGUUAGGUUUUGGUUUAUUAACUAGUGAUGGCGAAAAAUGGCAAAAAAGGCGAAAAAUGCUGACACCUGCCUUCCACUUCAACGUUUUGCAGAAAUAUUUUGAGAGCAUUUUUGAAAAUGGAGAAAAAACGAUGGAAAAGUUAAGAUUGGCAGGCGAGGCUGUGCACAAUGUUGUUGAUAUCGCAUCAAUAUACACUUUGAAUGUUAUCUGCGAAACAGCAAUGGGUGUUAAAUUCACUGAUGAGAAUGCUCGAAACGAAUAUAAAGAUGGAAUUCAUACUAUUGGAGACUGUCUAGUGUACAGAAUUCAAAGACCGUGGUUUGCACCAGAUUUUACGUUUUACAAUUUAUCGAAAAAAGGACGUCAAUGUAGUAAAGCAUUGAAAAGUCUACACAAUUUCACAAGACAAAUUAUUCAAGAGAGAAAAGAGUUUCAUGAAAAAACAAAUGGUCAUUUUUUAAACGAAUUCACCGAUUCAAGUAUAAACCCAUCUGAUAAUGUAUAUCAUGGAUAUCCCAAAAAACGCUUGGCAAUGCUCGACUUAUUGAUCGCAGCGCAACGGAAUGGUGGAUUAAUCGACGACGCAGGAAUACAAGAAGAAGUGGACACAUUUACAUUUGAAGGCCACGACACUUCGGCCAUGGCGCUAAGUUUCAUUAUGCUUUUAAUAGCAGAACAUACAGACGUACAAGAGCGUAUUCGUAAUGAAAUUAUCCGAUCGCGCAAUGAAAAUAAUGGAAGACUAGGAAUAGUGGAGAUUCAACGCUGUAGCUAUCUCGAGAUGUGCAUCAAAGAGUGUUUACGUCUGUAUCCAAGUGUUCAGUUCAUAUCGCGCAGUAUCGAAGAAGAUCUACAACUCACUAAUUAUCUUGUUCCUAAAGGCACUAUUCUUCAAGUAAACAUCUAUUCGGUUCACCGAGAUCCAAAUUAUUGGCCUGAACCAGAUAAAUUCGAUCCCGAAAGAUUCACAACGGAUAAUUGUGCUAGUCGACAUCCAUUCGCUUACAUACCAUUUAGUGCUGGGCCACGCAAUUGCAUUGGUCAGAAGUUUGCAAUGUUAGAAUUGAAGACAUUCAUGGCUGAACUAGUGUACAAUUUUCAUUUGAUACCUAUUGAUACAGCAGCAAACAUACGUCUAAAAUUAGAUAUGGUCGUACGACCCGAGAACCCUAUUUACGUUAAGCUCGUUCCUAUUGAAAGGAGAUAAAUUAUUAUGUUUUUAAAUUAAUUUUUGUAUUCACUUUGACUGUCGAUAAAAUUAGAUUUAUUACUGUUUUUCAAUGAAAUUAUAUGCGCCGAUUUCAUGCAUUUGUAAAUCUGAUAUUACGUAAGAACGGAUUUUAUAUUGAUAGCUACUACAAUGACAUCAAUGAAUAAUGUAAAAAAAUUUACUACAAACACAAUAAUUGUUUGAUAAAUUAACGUUGAUUGAUAACAAUAAAAUAUAGUAUUUAAUUUUCUUGACUUCGGUAAGUGUCAUCUCUACUUAUACUGAUGUCACAUGGUAAAAGAAUGAAAUUACGUCGAAAACACUACGGAUUCGGGAGUCAUUUAUUUAAUCAAUUGUGAUAAGUGAUUAUCGUCAAACAUUAGAAGACGUGAUCCCAACAUAUAUAGUGAUUACACAUACUACGAUAAAAAAAAGUUUCCUACAUUCGGAGCUUAAAAUGUCAACGACGAGAAGCAGUGGA
Phymastichus coffea is the source of this 2071-nucleotide messenger RNA. RefSeq names its product cytochrome P450 4C1-like. The record is from RefSeq and is a predicted model, not a curated record. NCBI's taxonomy places the organism in Eukaryota, Metazoa, Arthropoda, Insecta, Hymenoptera, Eulophidae. Bases 205 to 1587 code for a protein of 460 amino acids. The transcript has 12 exons. Gene Ontology annotation, molecular function: iron ion binding; monooxygenase activity; oxidoreductase activity, acting on paired donors, with incorporation or reduction of molecular oxygen.